Gadus chalcogrammus (walleye pollock) is the source of this 1279-nucleotide messenger RNA. It is a transcript of the gene jmjd7, whose product is annotated as jumonji domain containing 7. The transcript has 8 exons. Gene Ontology annotation, molecular function: 2-oxoglutarate-dependent dioxygenase activity. NCBI's taxonomy places the organism in Eukaryota, Metazoa, Chordata, Actinopteri, Gadiformes, Gadidae. The record is from RefSeq and is a predicted model, not a curated record. The coding region runs from base 107 to 1279 and encodes 390 amino acids.
ACAAAGCAGCAUGGCGUGUUGUCAAAAUCUUGUCCUCUAUUAUUUUAUACAAACAUAUAUCUAAUAUAUAGUCUAGAUUACUAACUUAAUCGUUUUUUGAUGAUCCAUGAUGGCGGAGAAACCAGAGGGAUUGAACAAAUGUUUGCGAGACUUUUCUGAAGAAGCGCGAGAACUUUACCUGAACCAAUCCGUGCCUUACCUCGAGCUCCCUCCCGCCCCACUGGAGUUCUACCGCGACUGGAUUGGUCCAAAUAAGCCCUGCAUCAUCCGCAAUGCUUUCAACCAUUGGCCAGCCCUGUCCAGAUGGAGCCCAGACUACUUCAGGGAGAAGCUGGGGUCAAAGGUCAUCAGCGUGGCGGUGACCCCUGACGGCUACGCGGACGCGGUGAGCGACGGGCGCUUCGUGAUGCCGGAGGAGCGGAGCAUGACCUUCUCCUCGCUGCUGGACGUCAUCGAGGGCAAGGUGGAGCAGCCGGGGGUGUACUACGUCCAGAAGCAGUGCUCCAACCUGACGGAGGAGCUGCCGGAGCUGACAGCGGACAUAGAGGAGGACAUACCCUGGAUGAGCCAGGCCCUGGGGAGGUCACCUGAUGCGGUGAACUUUUGGAUGGGAGAAGCCAGUGCUGUCACUUCCUUACACAAGGACCACUAUGAGAACCUGUACUGCGUGAUUUCUGGAGAGAAGACUUUCAUCCUCCUCCCGCCGAGCGACCGGCCUUUCAUCCCAUACGGCCUGUACCCGCCGGCGGUCUACAGGCAGGCCGCGGACGGACGCUUUGAGGUGGACGAGCAGACGGACGCCGAGAAGGUGCCCUGGAUCCCCCUGGACCCCCUGGACCCGGACCUGGAGCGCUACGGGUCGUACCGCGGGGCCAGACCCCUGCUGUGCCGCGUGGCGGCGGGCGAGAUGCUGUACCUCCCCUCCCUCUGGUUCCACCACGUCAGGCAGAGCCAGGGCUGCAUCGCUGGUGCUGCCUCACUACUACCUCACUACUACUACAUCACUACUACCUCACUAAUAAUGCUACUACCACGUCAGGCAGAGCCAGGGCUGCAUCGCUGGUGCUGCCUCACUACUACCUCACUGCUACUACAUCACUACUACCUCACUACUACUGCUACUACCUCACUACUACUGCUACUACAUCACUACUACCUCACUACUACUGCUACUACAUCACUACUACCUCACCACUACUGCUACUACAUCACUACUACCUCACUACUACAUCACUACUACCUCACCACUACUGCUACUACAUCACUACUACCUCACUAA